AUGGAGAUGGGCGGCGGUGGGAGCAACAACCUCUACCUGUCCUACAGGUCAUUGGUUCCUGGCAGUAUUCUACAUGAUGUGGAAGCCGACCUUCGUGUGUUAGGGAUUGGGAGUGGAUCAGGAGAGGCGGACAGUAUUUUUCUGAAAAAGCUUCUUCAGAGCCACAGCAGAGUUUACAGCAGGGUCGUGGAGCCAUGUGGGGAAAGGAUUGAGCAGUUCAAGGCACUUGUUCGUGAGGACCCCAGUUUUGGUGGUGUGAAGUUUGACUGGUGCCACCAGACAGCAGAAGAGUACUUCCAGAAUGGGGAAAGCACGAAGUUCCAUCUGCUGCAUGCUGUCCACGUUCUGUACUUUGUGGAAGACCUGCACGCCACCUUGCGAGACAUGUGGGAACAGCUGGUAGAAGGCGGUCACAUGUUAAUCAUUUUGGAGGCAGAUAAAGGCACUGUCUGGGAGCUGCGGGAACACUUCUGGAAGUGUUUCGGCCACGGGGACCGUCUGAAGACGCCGAUUCGUACGUCCGGUGACGUCAGACAGUGGCUUGACGCGAUGGGCAUCCGUUACGUCACGUCAGGUGUCUUACCUAAAUCACUGAGGUAG
This is a messenger RNA of Branchiostoma floridae (Florida lancelet), 600 nucleotides long. Its product is annotated as histamine N-methyltransferase-like. The record is from RefSeq and is a predicted model, not a curated record. Bases 1 to 600 code for a protein of 199 amino acids. Lineage: Eukaryota; Metazoa; Chordata; Leptocardii; Amphioxiformes; Branchiostomatidae. The transcript is spliced from 5 exons.